AUGCCAGAUUCAGACAACUUCUCUUUGAGCGGCUUGCUGGAAGAGCUGGAGUUGGAGAUUGAAGACCGCGAGAAGUCGAAGCCCAAACAGAGCUCUGCCGCAGAGAAGCCGGCGGAUGAGGGACUCCAAGGACCGGAGGCCGAACGAGGCGUACAUGAUGAUUGGCAGUUCAUGGGCCUUCUGGAAGGUUUGGAAGGCUCCGCGCAGAACAACUCCAUGUCUCAGUUUCGUCCUAAGGACAAGAGUCAAGGAGUGAAGCGUGAAGCCAUUCAAGUUCCACGGCCAUGGUCUGUAGAAGGCUCCUUGGCGUUCACAAGCCUGGCCUCAGACGCGAACUCUGCGUACAGAAGCUACAUGGAGGACGGCUCCCUUGUGCUUCAACCGUUUGAACCAGGCAGCGGCAGUGACCGGUGGGGCUUCUUCGCGGUCUAUGAUGGUCAUGGAGGCCGGGAGGCUGUGGACUACUGCGAGAUGCGUUUGCACCAGCAGGUGGCGCUGGAGAUGAAGACCUCGACAGCUUCCGAUGCCUUGCGAACUGCCUUCCUUAAGAUAGAUAGCCAGCUUGGGAUGUAUGGUGCUUGGAACCAUGGCACAACUGCCACAGUUGUGCUAGUGCAGGGCAGCAAGACGGCGCGAAGCCUCUAUGUUGCCCACGUAGGGGAUUCGAGGGCCGUCCUGAUCGAGAACAUUGGCUGCCCUCGGAGCCUCACCAAGGACCACCGGCCCACUGACUCCGAGGAAGCCAAGCAGGUCACGGAUGGCGGUGGGAUCGUUUCAGGCGGGAGGGUUGGAGGCGAUCUGGCCAUCUCUCGAUCCUUGGGAGAUCACCGCCUCAAGGGCAAAGGGCUAAGUUGCAAUCCUGAUUUGUGCACUGCAAGCGUGGCUGCUGGGCACGUGCUGAUCGUUGCCACAGAUGGUUUGUGGGAUGUUGUGAGUGACGAGGAUGCCUGCAGGAUCGUCGAGAAGUCGGUGGAGCAAGCAGCAGAAGCUCACUCAAAAAGUCCAGCAGAGAUUGCAACCUGGCUUCAGAAUCGAACUUCCCAGGAGCUCGUGGACGAAGCCAAACGGCUUGGGUCCAGGGACAACAUCCUGGUGCUCACGCUUUUCUUCUGA
Molecule: messenger RNA, 1113 nt
Organism: Symbiodinium pilosum
Lineage: Eukaryota; Dinophyceae; Suessiales; Symbiodiniaceae
Source: the annotation of a GenBank genome assembly